Messenger RNA from Propithecus coquereli (Coquerel's sifaka), 495 nucleotides. Its product is annotated as olfactory receptor 10G9-like. The record is from RefSeq and is a predicted model, not a curated record. Gene Ontology annotation, molecular function: G protein-coupled receptor activity. The transcript is spliced from 2 exons. Bases 1 to 495 code for a protein of 164 amino acids. Gene Ontology annotation, biological process: G protein-coupled receptor signaling pathway. Lineage: Eukaryota; Metazoa; Chordata; Mammalia; Primates; Indriidae. Gene Ontology annotation, cellular component: membrane.
AUGUCAAACGUGAGCCUUGUGACGAUGUUCAUCCUCACGGGCCUUCCCCAUGCCCCAGCGCUGGACACUCCCCUCUUUGGAAUCUUCCUGGUGAUUUAUGUGCUCACUGUGCUGGGGAACCUCCUCAUCCUGCUGGUGAUCAGGCUGGAUUCUCACCUCCACACCCCCAUGUACUACUUCCUCACCAACCUGUCCUUCAUUGGCAUGUGGUUCUCCACUGUCACGGUGCCCAAAAUGCUCAUGGCCUUGUUGUCCCCGGGUGGCAAGGCUAUCUCCUUCUAUAGCUGCAUGGCCCAGCUCUAUUGCUUCCACUUCCUGGGAGGCAAAGAGUGCUUCCUCUACACGGUCAUGUCCUACGAUCGCUACCUGGCCAUCACUUACCCACUCAGGUAUGCCAGCAUGAUGAGUGGGAGAACCUGUGCCCUCCUGGCCACCAGCACUUGGCUCAGUGGCUCUCUGCACUCUGCUAAAAAUUAUGGGUGUACAGAUGUUUAG